This is a messenger RNA of Rhincodon typus (whale shark), 309 nucleotides long. Its product is annotated as BTB/POZ domain-containing protein 16-like. The record is from RefSeq and is a predicted model, not a curated record. Bases 61 to 309 code for a protein of 82 amino acids. The transcript is spliced from 4 exons. Lineage: Eukaryota; Metazoa; Chordata; Chondrichthyes; Orectolobiformes; Rhincodontidae.
AUCAGUGCAGUUUCAACGGGUUAUUUCCCUGAGCUUGUUAUAUAUUUACAUUUACAAAAGAUGUUCGUCUACCUGGAAAAGGAUAUUCGACAGAAAUACUUUGGGCUGUUUCAGGCUGUCCGAUUACAUGGAAUAACUGAAACUCGACAGAUUGAGGAGCUGCAGCAGAUUAAUUUGUUACCACGGGACUGGCUGCUGUACAUUGUCACCCGCAGUUACUAUGCACUACAACAUGGUGGAGAUGUGCCAUGUCUGAAAUACGUUCCCUCUGAAGCAGUCCGGUUUGGCUUCAUCAUUACAGAGGUAUAA